This is a messenger RNA of Lonchura striata (white-rumped munia), 4743 nucleotides long. Lineage: Eukaryota; Metazoa; Chordata; Aves; Passeriformes; Estrildidae. The record is from RefSeq and is a predicted model, not a curated record.
CGCUCCCGGGCCGGGCUGCCUGCACCGACCGCCCGCCCGGCCCGCCCGGCCUCGCCGGGCGCCACGGCAGCGUCAGAGUGAAGCUUCUCCUGAGGAGAGUGAAGACCCAUUUCAGUUGUGUAGAGGAUCCCACAGGCACAUAAAUGCAGUAUCUCAACGUAAAAGAAGAUUGCAAAGCCAUGGCUUUCUGUGCAAAAAUGAGGAGCACCAGGAGAAAUGAGCUCAACCUGGAAGCUCAACACCAGGGGCUGGAAAUUCUCUUCUACCUGCAGGACAAAGCCCCCAUCUGUUACUCCAGCGGCGAGUUCACCUCAGAGGAGCUGUGCAUUGAGGCUGCCCAGAGGUGUUCUGUGUCCCCUCUGUGCCACAACCUCUUUGCUCUGUAUGAUGAGAACAAAAAGCUCUGGUAUGCACCAAACCAGGUCUUCAAGGUGGAGGAAAAAUCAUCCUUCAGGCUCCAUUAUCGCAUGAGAUAUUAUUUCACCAACUGGCACGGGACCAGCGAGAGCGAGCCCUCGGUGUGGCGACACUCGCCCAGGAGGGCCAAGGCCUAUGACAAGAAGCUGGCCCCAGAGGGGACCCCCAUCCUGGAUUCGGAUUCCCUGGAGUACAUCUUUGCACAGGGCCAGUAUGACCUGGUGAAGGGCCUGGCACCCAUCCGAGAUCCCAAAAACGACCAGGAGGUCCAUGAGAUUGAGAAUGAGUGUCUGGGCAUGGCUGUCCUGGCCAUCUCCCACGAUGCCAUCAAGAAAAACAUGAAGCUGCCAGAGCUUCCCAAGGACAUCAGUUACAAGCAUUAUAUCCCUGAGACCCUGAACAGGACCAUCAGGCAGAGGAAUUUCUUGACCAGGAUUCGGAUCAAUAACGUUUUCAAGCAUUUCCUGAAGGAGUUCAACAACAAAACCAUCUGCAACAACAGCGUCUCCCCGCGGGACCUGAAGGUGAAAUACUUAUCCACCAUGGAGAUCCUGACCAAAUAUUUCGGGGCGGAGAUCUUCGAGCCCUCGUUCCUGCUGAUCUCUGCCGAGAACGAGCUGAACAAAUUCAGCUGUGGGGACAACGAGAGGUACGAGGUGAUGGUGAGCGGCAACAACGGCAUCCAGUGGAGGCUCAAGCCCAGCCCCGUCCCGACAGAGAAGGAGAAGAGGAAGAAAAGCGACGGCAGGAGCAGAAAGGUGGAGGAGAAGCACCGAGUGCGCGAGGCGUGGAACAGCUUCUCCUACUUCCCCGAGAUCACGCACGUCGUCAUCAGGGACUGCACGGUCAGCAUCAACAAGCAGGACAACAGGAGGAUGGAGCUGAGGCUGGGCUCGCACGCCGAGGCGCUGUCCUUCACCUCGCUGGUCGAUGGCUACUUCAGGCUCACGGCAGAUGCCCACCACUACCUGUGCACAGACGUGGCUCCUCCCCUCAUCCAGCACAACAUCAAGAACGGCUGCCACGGCCCCAUCUGCACGGAAUAUGCCAUCAACAAGCUGAGGCAGGAGGGCAACGAGGUGGGGAUGUACGUGCUGAGGUGGAGCUGCACCAACUUCAACCACAUCCUCAUGACUGUGACGUGCCUGGAGGGCUCAGAGGUGAUGAAUAACUCAGGCCCCUACAAGAACUUCCAGAUCGAGGUGAAGAAAGGGGGGUACUUCCUCCAUGGCUCCAACAAAUCCUUUGCAUCCUUGAAAGACCUCAUGGAUCACCUGAAGGGACAAAUCCUGCGGACAGACAACAUCAGCUUCACCCUGAAGAGGUGCUGCCAGCCCAGACCCAGAGAAAUCUCCAACUUGCUGGUGGCAACCAAGAAGGCCCAGGAGUGGCAGCCAGUGUAUCCCAUGGGGCAGCUGAGCUUCCACCGGAUCCGCAAGGAGGAGAUCGUGCAGGGAGAACACCUGGGAAGAGGGACCAGGACCCAGAUUUACUCAGGGAUGCUCAGCCUCAAGGAUGAUGAGAACGAAGGGUAUCAGAAUGAAAGAGAGAUCCGAGUCCUGCUCAAAGUCCUGGACCCCAGCCACAGAGACAUUUCCUUGGUAAGUUUUUUUCUUUUGGGUAUCUUUUCUUUAAUAUAAGAAAUAACACAUUGAUUAAUCUUGUUUGUUCACUGAGUUUCUGCACCUGCCUCUGCAGAUAUCAUGGUGGAAGAGUUUGUUGAGUGUGGACCUCUGGAUCUGUUCAUGCAUAAGAAAAGUGAAGUUCUCACAACCCCAUGGAAAUUCAAAGUGGCCAAACAGCUUGCAAGUGCCCUGAGCUACCUGGAGGACAAGGAUUUGGUGCAUGGCAAUGUGUGCACCAAGAACAUCCUGCUGGCCAGGGAGGGCAUUGACACCGAGUAUGGGCCUUUCAUAAAGCUGAGUGACCCAGGAAUCCCCAUCACCGUGCUGUCCAGGCAAGAGCGCGUUGAGCGGAUCCCCUGGAUUGCACCUGAGUGCGUUGAGGAUUCCAAGAACCUCAGCAUUGCUGCAGAUAAGUGGAGUUUUGGUACAACCCUGUGGGAAAUUUGCUAUAAUGGAGAAACUCCACUGAAAGACAAGACCUUAGCAGAGAAGGAGAGGUUCUACGAGGGGCACUUUGUGCUGGCCACGCCGUCCUGCAAGGAGCUGGCAGACCUGAUGAAGCAGUGCAUGAACUACGACCCCCACCAGAGACCCUUCUUCAGGGCCAUCAUGAGGGACAUCAACAAACUGGAGGAGCAGAAUCCCGAUAUUGUCUCGGAGAAGAAACCUGUCACCGAGGUGGAUCCCACCCUCUUUGAGAAGAGGUUCUUGAAAAGGAUCCGGGAUUUGGGGGAGGGCCACUUUGGCAAGGUGGAACUGUGCAGAUAUGACCCAGAAGGUGACAACACCGGGGAGCAGGUGGCAGUGAAAUCCCUGAAGCCCGAGAGCGGAGGGAAUCACAUCGCUGACCUCAAGAAGGAAAUUGAAAUCCUGAGGAAUCUUUAUCACGACAACAUUGUCAAAUACAAGGGGAUUUGCACAGAAGAUGGAGGAAGUGGGAUUAAACUCAUCAUGGAAUUCCUUCCCUCUGGGAGCCUGAAGGAGUAUCUCCCACGGAACAAGAACAAGAUCAACCUCAAGCAGCUGCUCAGAUACGCAGUCCAGAUCUGCAGGGGCAUGGACUACCUGGGCUCCUGUCAGUACGUGCACCGUGACCUGGCAGCGAGGAAUGUCCUGGUGGAGAGUGAGAACAGGGUGAAGAUCGGGGACUUUGGGCUGACCAAGGCCAUCGAGACGGAUAAGGAAUAUUACACCGUCAAGGACGACCGCGACAGCCCCGUCUUCUGGUACGCCCCGGAGUGUUUGCUGCAGAGCAAGUUCUACAUCGCCUCCGACGUCUGGUCCUUCGGGGUGACGCUCUACGAGCUCCUCACCUACUGCGACUCCGAGUCCAGCCCCAUGGCAGAAUUCCUGAAGAUGAUCGGCCCCACGCAGGGACAGAUGACGGUGGCACGGCUCGUGCGGGUCCUGCAGGACGACAAACGGCUGCCACGGCCACCCACCUGUCCUGAGGAGGUGGAUCAGCUGAUGAGGAAGUGCUGGAUCUACAAACACGACGAACGCACCACCUUCCACAACCUGAUCCAAGGAUUUGAAACAAUUAUGAGUAAAAUGUAAUUAAUUUUUUUUAAUCCUGUCUGGACUUUAAAUGCCCAGCAAACUACGCCCAAGGCUAUUACUUUUUUUUUUUUUUUUACUCCUGUAAUUUGUACUCUGGCUGGGCUGAUGUUGUUAUAAAGGAUUCUUUUGCCAACAGAUUGAAGAGUUGGAUUAAAAGAAUUUAAAAGGUUUUGGCAAAAUGAGCUCCAGCUCCCUUUGCUGCUGUUCUUGCAGGGCAGUUUUAUCCUGCUCUGAUUCUGGUUGUGCCACAAUUGGAAUUGCCCUGAUGGAUGAUGUGAGCUGGGAAAAUCCACUGCAUUUCUCAGCUCAAACCUCAGCCAGUGGCUGUAAGAGGACUCAAUUAAUAAUUUCAAAGUCAGCUGACAAAAUAUCCUUCACAUGCACUUAAAUCCUAGUAACAAACAAAACAACUUUGUCAUAAAAAUAUAGGGGAAGUGAAAUUUCCAGCUCUUUUUAAACCCACCAGGCCCAGUCCUGAGCUCUUACAGGUAUUUAAAAAAAAAGUGUUCAGAAAUACCACCCCAGAAGCAUAAAGGGGUGGGCACAGUUGUGCAUUUCAGUGAGAGGCCCAAUUUUGGGAUAAAUAAUUUGCUUUUCCUAACUCCAUUCCCACAUUCUUCCCCCAUGAGCUCCCAGCCUGGGUGCACCCCUGGAGGGGGAGAAUUGCAUCCCUGGCGCUGAGGGAUGUGCAGGGAAGGAAUUCCUGGAGCAGGGAAAGAAAUUCCUGGAGCUGGCAAGGAACCCAGUCCACGCCAGAGCCUGCAGGGGAUUAUGCAAAAGGAAAAAGGGCCUGAGCACCCAGGGGUGCCCAGGGAAUGGGAACCUCUCCAACCAUUUUUUCUUUUAAGAACAUUUUGACUCAGCCCAUGAGUGGUUUAACUGGAACCUUCUGCUGCCAUCCACACCUGGAGCUGGAAAAUGCUCUGAAGAGAUCCUCGAGUUUUGGCAAUAAUAGAAAGAGGUUUAUAUAUAAAUAUAUAUAUAUAAAUAUAUAUAAAAAUGGUAAUUAUGAGCUCCAAGGAGGUCAGAUUUAUUUUUACAGUGUUAUUGUUUCUGUAUGUCACUUAGGAAGCUGAAUUUCAUCUGUAAGCACUUUGUUACUCUUUAUACAAACAAGUCUAAUAAAUUUUUUUUUUCUCCA